Rubroshorea leprosula is the source of this 1140-nucleotide messenger RNA. The record is from the annotation of a GenBank genome assembly. NCBI's taxonomy places the organism in Eukaryota, Viridiplantae, Streptophyta, Magnoliopsida, Malvales, Dipterocarpaceae.
CAUUAUCAGGCGGUCAACAAAUAGUGGAACUUGCCAAAGACUCUAUUGAAAUGAAUGAAGCUAAUAUAGAGAAAACAACAGCAACUGGAGCACAGAAGAGUAAAGGUUUUGUUUCACAAUCUGCAGUUGCUUUACAUUGUCAAGUAAUGCCACCUCCCUCAUUAAGAAUCCUUAUCUAAAGGAUGCUUCCAAAACAGAGAUACAUCCCUUUGGAAAUCAAAGAUCAAAAUGUGCAGGUUUCUUCCGCUUAAGUAUUGGUGGAGAUGGUCUUUCACGCUAUCAUACAGAUUUUCAUGAUGAUGGCGCGCAGCCUAAAGGGUCUAAUUGGUAUGGGGAACUUCAGUCAAGUUUUUAAAGUUUUAAAGAGAAUAGAUGGUUGCAUGUAUGCUGUGAAACAUACCACAAGGCAGUUGCACCAAGACAGAAAGGAGGAAAGCCUUAAUGGAAGUUCAAGCCUUGGCAGCUCUAGGGUCUCAGGAAAACAUUGGAGGAAAAUGAGCAACUGUACAUCCAGAUGGAACCAUGUGAUUGCAGCUUCUCCAGAAAUAAAGCUUCCCAAUUAUUCACAGAGGGCAAGUUACUGAAAGUCCUAUUUCAGAUUGCCAGAGCAUUGCAGUUUAUACAUGUAAGAGGAAUAGCUCACCUAGAGCCAAAACCUGAAAAUGUUAUGUCAUGAACGGUGCUUAUAAGCUAGGCGAUUUUCGAUUUUGGAUGUGCAACUCUUCUGAAUAAGAGCUUGCCAAUUGAGGAGGGCGAUGCUCGUUGUAUGCCUCAAGAAAUCCUAAAUGAAAAUUAUUAUGAUCAUCUUGACAAGGUUGAUAUCUUCUGUUUGGGAGCUGCAAUAUAUGAGCUUAUCAGAGAGUCACCUUUUUCAGAAUCAGGGGCCCAGUUUCUUAGGGAUGGAAAAUUGCCACUCCUACCUGGGCAUUCAUUGCAGUUUCAAAACUUACUCAAGGUAAUGGUUGAACGGGAUCCAGCUCGACGUCCUUCUGCCAAAGAAAUAGUAGAAAAUCCAAUUUUUGACAAGAUUCAGAGAAAAAUGUGAGAGCCUCUACAUGAUUGUCAUAUCAUGACUCAUGAUGGUAUUUGCAAUCUUGUAUAGUUAGCUUUUGAAUCUGCAGGUCCAGCUUGAGGCCUGAC